This is a messenger RNA of Metopolophium dirhodum (rose-grain aphid), 1886 nucleotides long. Its product is annotated as GTP-binding protein Rheb homolog. Gene Ontology annotation, cellular component: plasma membrane. Gene Ontology annotation, biological process: small GTPase-mediated signal transduction. The transcript has 5 exons. NCBI's taxonomy places the organism in Eukaryota, Metazoa, Arthropoda, Insecta, Hemiptera, Aphididae. Gene Ontology annotation, molecular function: GDP binding; GTP binding; GTPase activity. The record is from RefSeq and is a predicted model, not a curated record. The coding region runs from base 271 to 822 and encodes 183 amino acids.
GGUUCGUUUUCUGAAAAGAAAAAUAACCACGAGUAGGUUUUUUUUCCAUGAAACGCAUGUGUUUCGUGAACGAAUUUUCGUCUCGGUGACUCGGUUAACAUGUUGUAUAAUCUACACAAUAUUAUGCUAAAUACUACAAAGCCGUGUAGUAAAAUAUUGUGCGUAUAAUACCAUAAUCAUUAGGCGUAGUAUUCACUAUUCAGUAUAGAAGUUAUUACAGUAUGACAUGACACGAAUGAAUGAGUGAAGUGAUCGCAGUCUGAAAAAAAAAUGCCGCCGAAACAAAGAAAAAUCGCCAUUAUGGGCUACCGUUCAGUCGGCAAGUCGUCGUUGAGCAUCCAGUUUGUUGAAGGUCAAUUUGUAGAUUCUUACGAUCCAACAAUUGAAAACACUUUUGUGAAAACAACUAAAGUUAACAAUCAAGAAUAUGACUUGAAAUUAGUCGAUACAGCCGGACAAGACGAGUACUCCAUAUUGCCGACACAAUAUUCUAUGGACAUUCAUGGAUACGUCUUGGUUUAUAGUAUAACGUCCCCAAAAUCUUUUGAAAUCAUUCAGAUAAUUUAUGAUAAAUUAUUAGACAUGACUGGCAAAGUACAUGUUCCAGUAGUAUUGGUAGGUAAUAAAAAAGAUUUGCAUAUGGACCGUGUUGUUACGCAAGAGGAAGGACGGAAGUUAGCAGAUUCUUGGAAAGCUGUAUUCCUUGAAGCCUCGGCCAAGCAGAAUGAGUGUGUAGCUGAUAUAUUUCACACUAUGUUAAUGGAAAUUGAAAAAGCCAAUGGGAAUAAUGAUCAAGACAAUAAUAAGUGCAGUAUAUCGUGAGAGUGCAACAUGUCUGUAAAUUAAAUUUUUUUUUCCAUAAAUGUUUAUCUUAAUUUGUAUAACUAAUGUGAAAUGAAUAUGAAAAUUACCAUUGAAAUCAGAAACGAUUGUUAAUUUAGUCGCAUAUUUUAUAAGUAAUUUUAAUUAAAAGUGCAACUAAAAGAAAAUAUAUAUUUAUAUAUACUUUCUUCUAUCUUUAUGCUAAAUUAUUAUUUUACUUAAUAUAUUUUGUAACAUAAUAUUAUGUUUGUUUUAUCAUUAUUUUUUACAUUACAUUUUAAUUAGUUUUUAAACUGAAACAUUUCUAUAGUAUUGUACAGGGUGGUUCUCUUAUCAAUAACACUAAUUACUUUAAAAUCCAUUUAAUGAGAUAAUAUGUAAUAUUAAAUAUUUUUAAUUGCUAUUUUCUUUAUGUUAGUUGGUCAUACUAUGUUAAAUUUAUGAUUCUUAAAUUACUACCUAUAUUUUUGUUUUUAAAAUCUAAACUCUAAAGCAUACCAUCAAUGGGGUAAUUUACUCUUCCCGCCUUUUACAACUAUAUCAAUAGUUAUAAUUACAUAUUGUACAAAUUAUUUUGAUUAACAUUUUUAAUAAAAAUAAUAAUAUAAAUCCUAAAGCAUAAUAUUUUUAUGUACAUUUUGUUGUAUAAAAUAUAUGGAAUAGGUUUUGGUUAUUUAUUAAAUAUUGUGUAAUAUAUGGAGUAGUGAACCAUCAAUUUAACGUGUAUACAUUUCUAAACUAAAAUUGUAAUGCUUAUUAAUUUACUUUUUGUUGGUAUUCAUACAUUAAUAUUUUUCAUAAAAAUGUUCUGCUUCAAAUAUUGAAAAUAAGAAUAUAGGAUGCCUUUUAAGAAUCAAAAAUUGGUUGUAGAUUCUCUGGCGAUUGAAAGGAAAAUGGGCAACAUGAAAUGUAAGAUUUGUGUGUGAAUGUAUUUUUUUAAUAAGUUUAUAUUCACUUUGAAGUUCAAAGUAUCAUCUUGUGUAUUCAUAGAUAAUACGAUUUAUUAUUAUAGACAAAAAUAAUGUAUAAACUAAGAAUUAAAUAUACAUUUUUUAAGUAUUAAA